AUGGACGCGAUGCUCAGCGGCAGCUCGCAGGACCGGGACUACUACAGCCUGCUGGGAUGCGAUGAGCUCUCCACGGUGGAACAAAUUCUUGCAGAAUAUAAGAUUAAGGCCCUGGAAUGUCAUCCUGACAAGCAUCCUGGAAACCCCAAGGCAGUGGAGAACUUCCAGAAGCUGCAGCAGGCUAAGGAGACCCUCACCAACACAGAGAGUCGAGAACGUUACGAUUACUGGCGACGGAGCAGGAUCACCAUCCCGUUCCAGCAGUGGGAGGCCCUGAGCAGCUCUGUGAAAACGUCGAUGCACUGGGCUGUCCCAAGUAAGAAGGACCAAAUGCUGGAGGCUCCUGACUGGAACGACACCAACAGCACAGCCUGUGGGAUUUGGACCCAGGAGAUGGCAGACAGUGAGGGAUUGGCCGAAGUGAGCAGGAAGCAGGAGGAUGUUGCCAUUCCUGAUGUGAAAUCACAGUCUUCAAAGAGUCCAGACUCCCCACGAUUUUCGGAAGGAAAUUACUGGCACUUGCGUUUCCGCUGGUCGGGGGAUGCUCCGUCAGACCUUCUGAGGAAGUUCAGGAACUAUGAGAUCUAA
Molecule: messenger RNA, 588 nt
Organism: Acanthisitta chloris (rifleman)
Lineage: Eukaryota; Metazoa; Chordata; Aves; Passeriformes; Acanthisittidae
Gene: DNAJC12
Product: DnaJ (Hsp40) homolog, subfamily C, member 12
Exons: 5
Coding region: 1-588 (195 amino acids)
Cellular component (GO): cytoplasm
Source: RefSeq, a predicted model, not a curated record